Molecule: messenger RNA, 834 nt
Organism: Panicum hallii
Lineage: Eukaryota; Viridiplantae; Streptophyta; Magnoliopsida; Poales; Poaceae
Exons: 3
Coding region: 1-834 (277 amino acids)
Biological process (GO): root development; embryo development ending in seed dormancy; leaf vascular tissue pattern formation
Cellular component (GO): nucleus
Source: RefSeq, a predicted model, not a curated record
AUGGUCCCGCUGCCGGGAGGAACAACGACCAAUGGUUCUAGAGAGACCAAGAAGAAACGUAAAAGGAAGAACAAGAAGAAAAAGAAGGCGGUGACGACGAUGACGACGACAACCAAUUGCACUACCACGAUGACUGUUAGGAACGAGCCGUCAGCUGGUGCCCACGAAGCGCUCGUGCCACCAUCAACGACAGCGACCAAUGUUUCUACUGCAACCACUGGUCAGAAACAAAAGAAGAACAAGAAGACGGCGGCGAGGAGCCCGUCCGUGGACGCCCAGGAGGUGCUCCCGCAAGGUUCAUCGCAGGAGCACAACAUCCAAGGUGGAAAGCAGUUAAUAACCAUCAAACUUCAUGAAGCCAUAGUUAACAGCAAAGCAGAUGAUCCGCCAAGAACUGGCAGACUCAGUGAAGCCGCGGUUCCCCAAUACUUUGUUGAGCGUCUUGGCCCGAGCAACGUCGAGUGGGUGAACCAAGACAGAGAAUCCGGACUCCCUUACGAUAUCGUCAUCACAGAGCAUGGCUUUAGAGAGUACGUGAAGGUGAAGGAAGCCAUGGCUCCAGACAAGAAAGGAUUCCGCCACAUCAUCCAAACUUGGAAAUGGCAGUUUCUGUCGGAGAAAGGAGAUUCUUCGAGCAUUGCCCACAUCUCGUUUCCGAGUCCAGACGAAGCAGCCAUCGUGAUGCUGAGAAAUCCUCGCAUGCUUUGCAAGAAGGGACAAGGACAGGGUCUUGCUCUAGUUAUGUCGAAGGAGUUCAAAGAGUGCUUCACGGAAAACAUGAGCAAGAUUUCCGUUGUAUUGAAGCCUGACUGCUAUCUUACUGAUAGUGUUUGA